This is a messenger RNA of Saccostrea cuccullata (small rock oyster), 1365 nucleotides long. Its product is annotated as biorientation of chromosomes in cell division protein 1-like 1. NCBI's taxonomy places the organism in Eukaryota, Metazoa, Mollusca, Bivalvia, Ostreida, Ostreidae. The record is from RefSeq and is a predicted model, not a curated record. The coding region runs from base 1 to 1302 and encodes 433 amino acids. The transcript has 3 exons.
AUGAAUGACACCACUACUGCAAAUAUCCAUGAAAAAUGUGAGAAGCUACGGGCACUGGAAUGUUUAUGGCUCUAUCUUCUGAAGAACUGCGCCACCUACCUGCCUGUCGUUGGUGGAGUGCUUGUCUUGCUGAUCAUUCUCAAUAUCACGUGUAUUUACUGGUGUGUUAAACGACAAGUCAAUAGACAGCUGAUAAAUAUACGUAGAAAAGAUUGCAAUGAAAGGGAGGAUAGACCGAUUUCGGAGGCAAUAACAUGCAUCUACAAGACGAAUAAUGAAGAAAAAGAUUUCGCCUACGAUCUUGCUUCAGUUGCAAAGGUUGCGUCAAAUUUAAGCACUUCAAACGAGGGAUGCAUCUCUGAGGAAAGCAACAAACGUUUUAUCAGACCGAUGUCUCAUAAUAGUGACUACGACAACGUAUGGACAACAACUUGGACAAAACUGGCAUCACCUGAAGAUGAAUACACCCAGGUAGAGAAAGUAAAGAAAACAGCGGUGACGGUCAGCCAGGAUGAGGAGAUAUAUAGCAAACAGAAGCUGGAUGAUCUAGACACAACUGUAGAUGAUGAUGAACUACUGAAUGAAAGCAUACAGAAAAAUGGUGAACCCGAGGAGAUUUUGAGUAAAAAUGAUAAUAAAAGUUUACAAGUUCACGAACCAAAAAUGGCAAAGCAUGAAAAAAGUACGGUCAUAAUACCUAAGACCGAUCACAAAUCAGAAAGAUAUGUUGAUAAAGGUAAUGAUUUUAAAUGUAAAACAAAUGAUAUUCAGCAGCGUGAAAAGGGAUCUUCAGCAGGGGGUUGCCAAAAAGAAAGAACAUAUUCCUCGGAAACAAAUAAAAAUGUUCUUUGUGCGCCUGUAUUGUACACAGAUGAAGAGAGUGAAGACAGAAACACUGACAACAAAUCCGAAAGAAACGACGUCUCGUCAGGUCAAAUGAGAGGAACGAUAUCUCAUGAAGAGGUAUGUGGAGGAAAUGAAAGAGCUUCCUCAAAAACAAAAAACGCAAGUGGAAAUGAGAGUAGAUGUGAUCAUUCGAAGGAAAAUGAUAAGAAUAGUAAAGAAAAAGUUAGUAAGGGUAAGAAAAAAUGUCAAAAGGUUAAGAAAGUAGCAACCACCACCGAUAAGAGAAAAAGCAGGAAAUCUUAUCAAAGUGACGACUAUUGUAACGUCUCCAUAAACCCAGAGAAAACCAUGAAUUUAGGAAAUCUUUCAAGAGAAGAAGCUAAUAAGCGGGUGGAUGAAGCAACAGCAAUAUUGGUGGCCAACAUGAAUAAUGUCUCUUUAAAAACAAAAUUGUAACGGACUUUUUCAAAUAUCUUAAAUUAAUAUUACAUGUAUAUAAAAAGGGGGAAUAAAAUGUUU